Messenger RNA from Epithele typhae, 1920 nucleotides. RefSeq lists its product as uncharacterized. NCBI's taxonomy places the organism in Eukaryota, Fungi, Basidiomycota, Agaricomycetes, Polyporales, Epitheliaceae. The transcript is spliced from 12 exons. The coding region runs from base 1 to 1920 and encodes 639 amino acids. The record is from RefSeq and is a predicted model, not a curated record.
AUGCCGCCCUCUCAGAACGGCAAGGCCGCCAAGGCUCGUCGUCGCAAGCCUUCACUCCUUCCUUCCGACGAGGCGGCGAAGGUCAAGAUUCGUGGUCGCAAGCCCGGUGCUCCGGAAGUCACCGAAGAUAUCCAGGGUUGGCUCUCCAAGCAAUGGACCAGCGAUCGCAUCGCUCCACUCCUGACCAACCCGAACAAGACUUUGGCCCCUAAGGAGUACCUGUCCCCCGAAGAUGCGGAGAAUCUGGCGAUCCAGCACGUCGGCAUCAACGAGGCCAUCGCGACGUUCUCACUCGUCUCUUCAAGAUGGACCCCCUCGGACGGCGUCAGGAGCAGGAGACGGAGUCGCAAUACAACGCAAGGCUCGGCGUUAUUCUACUUCUUGACCAAGGCGAGCAAAGCCCAUCACGCAACACCACGCCCCGCCCCGGUCGUCGUCAUUGAUCUCCCUUCCUUCAAUCGCGUCCCCCAGAAGCGCCAGCCCGUCCAUAUCUACGCCGCACAACGUGCCGAGCAGGACAAGCGCGCUCGGGAGAGCACAGCUGGGCAAGUCAUCAGCGUUCAAGAUGACCUGGGCGUAAACGGUGACACAACCGACUCGGAGCUGGCCUUCGGUGGUGAAUGGGAGCAGGACGAUGUCGGCGAUGCCUCCGUGGCAGAGGCGUCUGGCAACAAAGGUAAGAGGCAAGGCGUCAUUCACGAGAUCAUGAAGGAGUAUCGCGACGAAUGGAACAACCUCUCUCAAGAGGAGCAGCAACCGUACAUCGAUGCCGCUCAGGAAGAGACGGCGAGGAGGGUUGAGGCGAUGAAUAACGGUGAUAAGUCGUUUGCUCGCGAUAUGCUCCCCGAGUCCACGAUCAAGUUCCAUGAGGCCGUUGAAAUCAUUGAGAAUGGGGUCUCGAGGACGAAGGAGACCCUCUGGACCAUAAAUGCGGAGCAAACCAACGAAGUCGUGACAACCGUCUGUCAAAGCGGCGUGCCGCCAAAGUCGCACACGAGCGGCGACACCUCCGAAGGUGGCUCGGUCCCAGACGAAGAGCACGCGGCCAUGAGCGAGUCCGCGACCCCGGACUUCCUCCUAGAUGUUGAUGACGACCCCCUCAACAUAUCACAACUUGAUCUCCCUGAGGAGGACGUCGUCACGCAUGCGACUUCCCAGGUGGCAUUCACGUUGGAAGUCGCUACCACCUAUGACGCCGUGCCCGCCCCCAACACCACACAGAGCGCCGCCCGAUGCACACGCUGCGCCCGAACGCUGCGCCCCGCCCCCCCACACGCGACCGCGCGCGCCCCCCCCCCCCCCACGCUGACGCUCGGACGAUACCCGCGACCCCCCGACCGACGCCAACACCGCCCCCCGACGAGGCCAACCCACGCCUGCUACCGAAGCCGACGCUACGCCCCCGCCGACGUCAACGCCACGCCCGCGACCGUCACAGAUGCAACGCGGACGUCGUCUAAGAAGGCCCCGUCAAAGACUCCGGCGAAGGCCCUGAAGAAGGCCCUGCCCAAGUCCCGAUGGCUCUUCCGGUCUCCGACCCCACCACCGACCCUCCGCGUGCAAGGAAUCCCAAGACCAAGUCUGCACCCCCGCUCCGCCGUGCCCACGGCCAACGCCAACGCCGAACGCGCGCCUGAGUCUCAGGCUGCAGGCGCGGCCCCUGCGGACACCGAGCACGCACCGCGAGCACGCCAGAAGAGUCGUAGGCUGAAGGACGCCGAAGAGUCAAAUCGGAUCCUGGAUGAGCUUGAGAAGAAGCGCGGGAGCAGCAGUUCGACCAAGCGCGGCGCGAAACGCGCCGGUCAAGCUCUCGAAACGUCGGACGCGAAGAGCAAGAAGAUCUCAACGACCGUUGGCGGUAUGCAGGAGACGACAGGGAAGGGUCGAGGCAAGAAGGGGACCAGUGGAGCCGCGAAGUAG